AUGAGCGGCCGCAAGAUCGCGGCUGCAACGGUGCAAAAUCGUACACAGACUCCAUUUUGGUCAUGGAUUCGGAACAAAUUGCUAGCUGUCGACAGGCUUCCCGUCACUCCACCACCGGGAAUUCCUACACCUGAGGGAAAGGCUGCGUAUCAUAAUCCUUUGCGUUUUCCCAAAACGCAGUCGGCUCGGCCAGGUUCAGCUGAGCAUCCGGCUUUGCCGGGAGGUGUUCAUCACAAGUUGGCUGAGAACUACUACUUUACAAGAGAUGGUCGCCGUGAGGUUCUACCACCGAAUGCGCUGUACGCAGCAAACGCUCAAGGUGUGCACUAUGGGACAUAUGCAGGAGAUGCACUAACUCGUGAAGAAGCCAUACAAGUCAACAAAGGUCCUAAUGCGAAUUUUGGUCUGGAAGCACCAACACCAGGCUUUGGUUUUGAAUGGAAGCGUUCACGAGAGACCGAGUUGGAGACACAGAAGAACGAUCCGGAAUUCGUGAAUCUAGAGCGUCUCGUCAACAUGCGCGUUUCGGCAGUUAGCAUGGGCAAACAUUUCGGAAUGCUCGGCAAAAUGUACGGCGAAUACCGAUUUGCUUUAGCUCCUAAUGAGCAGAAAGCGUUCAAAGGAUUCUUGGACCAAGCUUUUGUUAAGGUGUUCAAAACGUACAUAUGGGAUCAAUGGUACUACUUCCUACCUCAAACCAUUGGCGCGUAUCUUCUUUACGAUUGGGCAAAGAAGAGAAAUCACGAAGUGGGGAGGAAAAAUCCAGCUGACUUCGCCAAUGAUCAAUGA
Molecule: messenger RNA, 789 nt
Organism: Necator americanus (New World hookworm)
Lineage: Eukaryota; Metazoa; Nematoda; Chromadorea; Rhabditida; Ancylostomatidae
Exons: 7
Coding region: 1-789 (262 amino acids)
Biological process (GO): mitochondrial electron transport, ubiquinol to cytochrome c; mitochondrial electron transport, NADH to ubiquinone; ATP synthesis coupled electron transport
Cellular component (GO): mitochondrial inner membrane
Source: RefSeq, a predicted model, not a curated record